UAUGUAUAAUUAAGAAUUAUAAAAGUGAUACCAUAGAGGUAUUACUCCAAUUAAUUCUCCUCCCUUCUCAACCAUCGAACCCAUCAUGAGUUGAAUAGUUGAUUAAUACCACUUCUCCAAUCACAAUUUUAUUAGUGUCUAGUAUCAAAGAACAUAAAGUUUGCAGCUUUUUUAUUUGUUGCUUACCUUUCCACAACCUUCCCUCCUUCACCUCCCCUCGACCACUUUCCCAUAAAAAAUCAUCUUUGCUAUGCAAACUGCUCAUACAUUUCACCUGAAUCAACAAAUAAACCACUACCCAACAACUAACUUCUCAAAUUAUCAUUCUUUUUGUUGAAAUUUCCCCAAUUUCAAUGCCAUUAGAAUUGGAGCAUUGCACCAACAAUGCUAAUAGAACUAGCAUCAUUCAUAACAACAAGGUUAUGGAUUUAAGUAACAGAAUUCCCCAAAUUCAAAAGAGGAAAAAAUGGUUCUUUUUAUUGGUAUUGCUUCCACUUUUAGUCUUACUAUCUCUUUUCACAUCAUACAAUUCAAAAACCCAAUUUUACAAAACUUCAUUUAAUCAAAAUUCUGUCUUGAAAACCCCUGAAUUUGUAGAAACAAAGAUGAGAAUUUCAGGCACUUCUAAAAACUCAGUUCCUAAAAUAGCUUAUUUGAUAUCUGGUUCUAGAGGUGAUGGUGAUAGUUUGAAAAGAACAUUGAAAGCUCUUUAUCAUCCAUGGAAUCAAUAUGCUGUUCAUUUGGAUUUAGAGGCUCCUCCUGAUGAAAGAUUGGAUUUAAUGGAUUUUGUGGAGAAAGAAAGUGUUUUUAGAGAAGUGGGAAAUGUUAGAGUUGUGGCAAAGAGUAAUUUGGUAACUUAUAGAGGGCCCACAAUGGUGAGUAAUACUCUUCAUGCUAUGGCAAUUUUGUUGAAGGAAGGUGGGAGCUGGGAUUGGUUUAUCAAUUUGAGUGCUUCUGAUUAUCCUCUUGUUACUCAGGAUGAUUUGCUGCAUGUAUUAUCAAGCGUACCGAGAGAACUUAAUUUUAUCGAGCAUACUAGUGACAUCGGGUGGAAAGAGUUCCAGAGAGCAAGACCUAUUUUAAUUGACCCCGGUUUCUACAGCUCUCAAAAAUCCGAUGUCUUUUGGGUACCUGAAAAACGAGGCCUACCUACCGCAUUCAAAUUAUACACAGGUUCUGCUUGGAUGAUGCUUUCUCGGCCUUUUGUUGAGUACUGCAUAUGGGGUUGGGAUAACCUUCCUAGGACCGUUCUUAUGUACUAUGCCAAUUUUCUUUCCUCGCCUGAAGGGUAUUUCCAUACUGUAAUCUGCAAUGUUGAGGAGUUCAAGAACACAACAGUGAAUCACGACCUUCAUUUCAUUUCAUGGGAUAAUCCUCCGAAACAACACCCACAUUUUCUAACAUUUGAAGAUUACGACAGAAUGGUGAACAGCAACGCACCCUUUGCAAGGAAGUUCGGCAGAAAGGAAGCAGUACUGGAUAAGAUCGACUCUGAGCUUCUACGAAGCAAUGCCAACGGAUUUGUGCAUGGAAAAUGGUUGGUGACGGAAAAUGAGAAUGAUACUGUCGGUUCAUUGUCGUUUAGAGUUAUAAAUAACACUUCUGAAAUUCAGCCUGGUCCUGGUGCCAAUAGGCUCAAAUCUUUUGUCGAAAAACUUUUAUCUAAAGAAAAUUUUCAUCCAAGGCAAUGCACCUUGGUUAAAUUAUGAUUAGUCUGCCAUUUCACAGGGGAUUCUCGAACAAAUUGAUGCAUAGAAAGAAAUAAAGAAGCAGCCAUAGAGUUGGUACUUGGGUGAAUCAGAGAUAUGUAUACUGGUUAGUUCACUUGACAUGCUUUGUUCUUGGGUUAGAUUCUGAGAUACAAAAUCAGUUGAUCAAACUUUGUAUAUGGGCUGAUUUAUUAGUAUGUUUCUGUGAAUCUCGGUUUGAUCCGUAUAAUAUGGUUCAUACUUCAACUCCCCGAUUCUAAAGAAUUGAUCAAAUUUGAGCAUGUACGAGAAGCCCAAAAUUUAGGUCUGUGGGUAGAUUAGAUACGCAAACUGACAACUCUUCUCGCCCUACCUCAUAUAUGGCCAACAUGAGCACGAGUCAUGAUGACAAGAACGUUGUCAUCUUGUCCCGCUGGUUCCAGGAGUUGAAAUCGUUGCGCUUCUCGUUAUCAUGUUAUAGGAAACUAGGUAGUUACUCAUGUCAUACAUGGAAUCAUUUGCAUUUUGUAUUUUAAAAAGUAUUGUAUUAAUAUAAAAACAAAAAACAAAAUAGGACAAUAAAACGAGUAUAUAUUAAUAUUAUACACUGAAAAGUUUCUAAAUAAUUUUGAUCCCAUUGUUGUAAAUAAUU
This is a messenger RNA of Amaranthus tricolor (Joseph's coat), 2340 nucleotides long. Its product is annotated as beta-glucuronosyltransferase GlcAT14B-like. Bases 354 to 1709 code for a protein of 451 amino acids. Gene Ontology annotation, molecular function: glucuronosyltransferase activity. Gene Ontology annotation, cellular component: membrane. Lineage: Eukaryota; Viridiplantae; Streptophyta; Magnoliopsida; Caryophyllales; Amaranthaceae. The record is from RefSeq and is a predicted model, not a curated record. The transcript has 4 exons.